AUCUGAGGCUCAUCAACCGGCCGCAGCGUUCCCAUUUCUUCCUCCCUGCCCUGCGAUUCCAGAGAUUCAACUUCAACCUGCUCCAGAUGAUGAAGAGGACGAAGAAAUCGAAGUCGUCGAUUUGCUGCCGCCGAUAAUGCCGGAGCCCGCUCCGGCGACUCCGUUGCCUUAUUCCCAUCCCGGAGAUUUAUUGUGGUCGAAAGUUGGUAGCUUUUCGUUCUGGCCCUGCAUGGUCAUCGGAGACCCAAUAAAGAACCAAUACUUCGAAGUGUCGCGGAACCAUAUCGUGUACUACGUCCAGUACUUCGGAAUCGAAGUCAAACAUGGUUGGACCGGGAGUCCGCAUCGAGUAGUUCCUCACUAUGGUCUGGACGCCUUCAGACAUUUCGCCGAAGAAAAAGCCGGUGCGAACAAGAGCUUGCGGAAGUUCUACAACGUGGACAUGAAGCGAUUAAAAGACAUGGAGCUGAAUUGGAUCCAAGCCUUGAAAGAGGUCGACGAGGCCGAGAAGAUUGUACCGAACUCGGUACGGUACCAGGCGCUGAGGUUCGACUUCUAUUCACCACCGAGCAAGAAGAAAAGCGUCAGAAGUUCUUCGGCCGGAGGCGCGUCAACCUCCAGAUCCAGCUCUGGGUCCAAGCCUCGUCUCGUUCCUGUCAAUAACCCUCAGAAGGACACAGGAGCAGCACCUUGUCCAGCCCGCAAGAAAGCGGGAGCGGCCAUGAGGAAAAUCGAUUUUAAUAAUAACAAUAACACUGGAGGGCUUCCCUGACCCUUGUGAGUUGAAUGAUUUUAUACAGAGCUUCACACAAAUCUAUUCAACAAGAACCGGAAGAGAUAGUCGUAUGAGGCUCGGAUCAAGGACUCAAUUAUUGUGUAUGAUUUUCUCUGGAGGGCCCCGACGGAGCGAAUAAGCACGACUUCUAAUAAAUACUGCCGGUGGGUGCUUCCCCGAAUAUCGGGAACAUCUCGA
Messenger RNA from Galendromus occidentalis (western predatory mite), 973 nucleotides. RefSeq names its product histone-lysine N-methyltransferase NSD3. The coding region runs from base 137 to 772 and encodes 211 amino acids. The record is from RefSeq and is a predicted model, not a curated record. NCBI's taxonomy places the organism in Eukaryota, Metazoa, Arthropoda, Arachnida, Mesostigmata, Phytoseiidae. The transcript has 3 exons.